GAGGGUGCUAUAUAUGUGCGCAGGGAGCCCGCGUCCUUUCCCUGGUGUGAUUCCGUCCUGCGCGGCUGUUCCUCGGAACAGUAGUCAUUUAUCUCCGCCCGCCUUCUCUCCCACCUAAGUGCGUGCCACCACCCCAUGGAAGAUUCGAUGGACAUGGACAUGAGCCCUCUGAGGCCCCAGAACUAUCUUUUCGGUUGUGAACUAAAGGCUGACAAAGAUUAUCACUUCAAAGUGGAUAAUGAUGAAAAUGAGCACCAGUUAUCUUUAAGAACGGUCAGUUUAGGGGCUGGUGCAAAGGAUGAACUACACAUUGUUGAAGCAGAAGCAAUGAAUUAUGAAGGCAGUCCUAUUAAAGUAACACUUGCAACUUUGAAAAUGUCUGUACAGCCAACGGUUUCCCUUGGGGGCUUUGAAAUCACACCACCUGUGGUCUUACGGUUGAAGUGUGGUUCAGGGCCUGUGCAUAUUAGUGGACAGCACUUAGUAGCUGUGGAGGAAGAUGCAGAAUCAGAAGAUGAAGAGGAGGAGGACGUGAAACUCCUGAGUAUAUCUGGGAAGCGUUCUGCACCUGGAGGUGGUAGCAAGGUUCCACAGAAAAAAGUAAAACUUGCUGCUGAUGAAGAUGAUGAUGACGACGACGAUGAUGAUGACGACGAAGAAGAUGAUGAUGAUGAUGAUUUUGAUGAUGAUGAAGCUGAAGAAAAGGCACCUGUAAAGAAAUCUAUACGAGAUACUCCAGCCAAAAAUGCACAAAAAUCAAACCAGAAUGGAAAAGACUCAAAACCAUCAACACCAAGAUCAAAAGGUCAAGAAUCUUUCAAAAAACAGGAAAAAACUCCUAAAACACCAAAAGGACCUAGUUCUGUAGAAGACAUUAAAGCAAAAAUGCAAGCAAGUAUAGAAAAAGGAGGUUCUCUUCCCAAAGUGGAAGCCAAGUUCAUCAAUUAUGUGAAGAAUUGCUUCCGGAUGACUGAUCAGGAGGCUAUUCAAGAUCUUUGGCAGUGGAGGAAGUCUCUUUAAGAAAAUAGUUCAGUUUGUUAAAAUUUUCCGUCUUAUUUCAUUUCUGUAACAGUUGAUAUCUGGCUGUCCUUUUUAUAAUGCAGAGUGAGAACUUUCCCUACCGUGUCUGAUAAAUGUUGUCCAGGUUUCAUUGCCAAGAAUGUGUUGUCCAAAAUGCCUGUUUAGUUUUUAAAGAUGGAACUCCACCCUUUACUUGGUUUUAAGUAUGUAUGGAAUGUUAUGAUAGGACAUAGUAGUAGUGGUGGUCAGACAAAUGGAAAUGGUGGGGAGACAAAAAUAUACAUGUGAAAUAAACUCAGUAUUUUAAUAAAGUAGUACUGUUUCUUUUUCUGUUAUUUUCCUCUUUAUACUUUGUCAAAGAAAUAAACACAUAGUUGAAAAGUGACAAACGGUAUAACUGCAAAAAAAACAUGUUUCUGAAUGUUCCAUCUGACAAUCUACGCAUUUCACCUAGCCUUUUCAUUCUCAAAGCCUGGUACAUUAACCAGGCUGCAAAACCCUUCUUCAGCCUUGGGUCUUCGCUUAAACCAGAACAGAAAGUGAUUUUUGUCUUGUUUCUUUUCUUAAUUUACCCAGCUUCGUCUGUAACCGGUGCAUUUUAUUUUAGAUCAUGGGAGAGAAGUCAAUUUUUAUUGCAUGUGGUGGUUACAUGAAGACAUUCAUUCAGGGUGAAUCAUUUGAGGUAUCUUUGUGUUUGUUACUGUGAAUUACAUGAUGCUAUUUCUAUUUCUCUUGUUUAGUACAUCCUGUAGUCUCCUAAUUCAUCAGGGAAGUGUUUUUAUGUCCUUGUAUAGCUGGAAACAACGGUUUUUGACAAAUCAAUGCUACCUAUUGGGCUGCAUCUUUUUCUCAAUUUUAAAUUGACUUUUGUCUGAUCUCAUUAUUUUGUGUGUGGCCAGUAUUUCUGAGAUAAUCAGGUUGCUUUGUUCCUGGUGUUUGAAAUUUUACUUGUCUCCAGCUCACUAGUUGGGCUGUGUGGGUGGGUUUUCCAGAGACUUGUCCAGCCAUUUUAUUGGGAGAUCUCUGACUCCUACAAACAGGUCUGCAUUCUUAGACCUGUUUGAUUUUUCUUGAGUGUUUCCCUCAUUCCAUUUUGUUUAAACUUUAGGAGACUUUGUUUUCUGUCUUAAAAUUUGUCUUCAUUGUAUUUUUACCUUGCAGUUGUUCUUUUGCUUUUUUGUACAUUUAGUUUCUAAAUAAAUAUCCCAUCUCAUGCCUUGUU
Molecule: messenger RNA, 2242 nt
Organism: Talpa occidentalis (Iberian mole)
Lineage: Eukaryota; Metazoa; Chordata; Mammalia; Eulipotyphla; Talpidae
Gene: NPM1
Product: nucleophosmin 1
Exons: 11
Coding region: 136-1020 (294 amino acids)
Biological process (GO): regulation of centrosome duplication; positive regulation of transcription by RNA polymerase II; ribosomal large subunit export from nucleus
Cellular component (GO): nucleoplasm; centrosome; nucleolus
Molecular function (GO): RNA binding; chromatin binding; histone binding
Source: RefSeq, a predicted model, not a curated record